Molecule: messenger RNA, 2177 nt
Organism: Daphnia carinata
Lineage: Eukaryota; Metazoa; Arthropoda; Branchiopoda; Diplostraca; Daphniidae
Product: homeobox protein unc-42-like
Exons: 6
Coding region: 353-1474 (373 amino acids)
Biological process (GO): regulation of transcription by RNA polymerase II
Molecular function (GO): RNA polymerase II transcription regulatory region sequence-specific DNA binding; DNA-binding transcription factor activity, RNA polymerase II-specific
Source: RefSeq, a predicted model, not a curated record
AAGAUGAAGUUAAUUUGAGCCGCCGCAGCACCACCAAAGAGUCUAAUGCGAUUGGACAGGUGUUACACUAUUUUCCGUAGAAGCUAUUGACGGUGCGCGUUUGUUUGUUUUUCUCCUCUCUUAUCGACGACAACAAACACAAAAAGUACAGCACGACGUCCUCGCAUUUCCGUUUCAAGCUCCGAUUUCACGGUUUUGUUCAGCUAUAUUGAUGAACGUCAUUUCUACUGAUUAGAAUUGACGAUCCGCAUCAAACUUGAUCAUCAGCGUUUUUUUUAUCUGGUGGCCGCUGAAAUCGGUCGCCUUCUUCACGCUCGAUUGCCCACGUCUCUUGUCACUUAUCCAUUGCGCAAUGGAAUCUUAUUCGUCGUCGUCCAAGUUAGAGCUUGGUAACAGUUUGCUACAUUCGACCAGUAACGAAUCUUCGCCGCAAAGUUCCAAUAACGGCGACAUGAAACGGAAGACUUGCAGCGGAGGUGGAAGCAACAACGGCCAGCACCUGAUCCCGACGUCCGUGCCAGGCUUAACCUCUGACUUGACCUCACUCUACGCUCUGGAGAACUUGCACCAUCAUCAUCACCAUCAUCAUUCGGCGGGCUUGUCUCAUCAUCAUUCACAUCAUUCGUCUCAUCAUCACAAUUUGAUCGGUGGUGGCAAUUCGUCUAUUACGAGCAUCGCACCGUCUACAUCCAGCUCGCAGAGCAUCCAAUCAGGAGCUGGAGGUUUGCUGAAUUCUGGAAAUCCACUCGGCCUACCUGGCCCCGAAGGCGCUUUCAAAAAACUCAAGUCGGAAAGCUCUUCGCUCGGUGGCGUCGGUCCUGGAGGAGGCGGAGGAUCGAAUAGCUGCGUCGGCAAUUCGCACAUCCACAACCCGACGGCGGCUGCUUGUCCCACUCCUGCACGUCGUCGACACCGCACUACCUUCACUCAAGAGCAGUUACAAGAGCUGGAGGCAGCGUUUGCCAAGAGUCACUAUCCGGACAUUUAUUGCCGCGAAGAACUGGCUCGCGUCACCAAACUCAAUGAAGCUCGCAUUCAGGUUUGGUUCCAGAAUCGCCGCGCCAAGUAUCGCAAACAGGAGAAACAAUUGCAAAAAGCUCUGGCUCCGUCCGUUCUGCCGGCCUGCAAUGGAGCCGCCAUGAUGAGGAACAUUUACCCGACGGCUAGUCGCGGAUAUCAACCCUAUCCUCAUCCCAAUACCUUCCAGAUGAACAGAUAUCCACAAAAUGAAUUCUCGCAGUACUUGUCGGAUUUGACCCAGAUGAACCAUAGCGCUGCGGCUGCUUACACGUCGAUGGCACAACCAUUCGGAGUUUCAGCUCAUACUCCGCCUCAUAUGCCAACUGUACGCCAAGAUUCCAUGACAGGCAUGACAUCCGAGGACGAAUGGUACAACAAAAGCUUGACUGCGCUGCGCAUGAACUCCGCCCACUCGGCAAACCUGACCACGCCCGUUCUUCAGUACCAAUCUUAAGUCGCCUCAUUCGAUUGCUUGAAAUUGAACCGAGAUUCCCAGUGAAUGAAAGAAAUCAUUCCAGUUUUAUUGACGUAUGUUUAAUCCCUGUUUAUAUGACCUAUUUAUUAUAUGGCCAUUUGAAUUGCGGAUCAGUUAAAAAGAAAUUCCAGCAAAACAUGUUUGCAAACAACAUUCAUCAGACCCAAACUCUCUCGCAAGUCGUGGGAUCCAAAUAUUUCCAACGUGGAAUUUCAUUGCCCCUUCGUUGGUGAAGGGCUCCAGUCUCUAUCAUAUUUAUAUCGUGCUCAUAAUGUAAUCAUCAAGCGCGAAAGUCUCUGUAUCAUAAAUGCCCGAUGUAGCUGCCAAUUUGUUUUUUUGCCGAUUUCAUUUUGUUUUCUCUUUAUUGUUUUUAUUGUGCAAUAACCCUACAGUCAUGAAUGACUCUUUUCAUUCUCAAUCCUUCUGUGCAUUGAUGGUGUAAAAAAAAAUACUCAAUAGAAGCUCUUUUUCUUGUCCCUGUCAUUUGAAGGAAGAUAUUAUUUGAGUUUUACACGUUACAUCUUGAACUAUAUCUACUGCAAUUUUCUUAUAUGUAAUUUCCAAUGACAGCGUUUUUACUGAACAUUACCCCUAGUACGUAUUUUUUUUCUUUGUGACACAUUUCAUUUUUCGACGCAACGUUCAUUGUCCUACCAAUUUGAAUAAAUAUAGUUACACCCAA